Molecule: messenger RNA, 1959 nt
Organism: Linum tenue
Lineage: Eukaryota; Viridiplantae; Streptophyta; Magnoliopsida; Malpighiales; Linaceae
Source: the annotation of a GenBank genome assembly
AGAAGAAAGUAUAUAUGUACAUCUUUGGUUAAGUUUUUUCACAAUCUACAACAUUUUCAAGUUUCAGAAAACGUAUUGAAUCAGAAAAAAUCGACGCUCGCCGGAAAAGUCGCCGGAAAACCAUCGGGAAAGCCCAUCCUCGACGUAAACUGCGGUCACGCAUCCAUGAAUCAUCACUAAGCAGGAAAAAUGUCAGAGUGGUUACCGGCCGAUCAUGAUUACACAGCAGAAUUUGAGAAUGGGAUCCAUUAUGCAAGUGUGGAGUUAGCUGAGUUAGCUGCAAUAGCAAUCGCUCAGGAGAACGGGUUCUUUAUUGUUAGAGGAGCAUGGAAACCGAAUACUUCUGGACUUACUGCCCUCUGUAUGUAUUGCGACAGAAGCAGUAGGAUCGUUAAAUCUUAUAAACCAGACCCUACGAAGGAGACGCGUGGGAAUACUAGUUCGAAGGGUACUGGUUGCCAGUUUCAGAUAUGUAUUAAGGAAGUAUGGCAAAAGGAUCGUCCAAACACAUGGGUCCUAGUGGGAGUGACAAGUCGUGCAACCGGAGCUAAUAGAGGGUUUCACAACCAUGAAAAGGUGUUGUAUCCAGAACAUCACCGACACAACAAACAGUUUAGUGAGGCUGAAAAAGAGAGGUUAAGAUUAAUGAGGAAGGCGGGGGUGAGACCAAAUCAGCAGAAGACGACACUCAAUACUGAAGGGGGUGUGAGUCAUGAUAUCAAACAGAUGUACAACAGAAAUUACAAGAACAGAUUGGAUGAGAUGGGUGAAAUGGAUGCGAUACAGUUUGCGCUUCAUGGAGCUGAACAACGUGGGUACCAUAUCUGUUUGCAAAAGGACUCUAAUAAUGUGCUCACUAAUCUGUUUUUUGCGCACCCGACGUCCAUUCAGAUGUUGCAUGCAUGGCCGUACGUCAUCAUCAUUGACUCGACCUACAAGACGAAUAGGUAUGGCUGGCCAUGGGUUGAGAUUAUUGGGGUUACUCCAGUCAAGAAGAAUUUCAACAUUGCAUGUGCACUUAUUAAGCAGGAAACAAAGGAAACAUAUGAGUGGGUGCUGCGAUGUAUUAAAGGGUUGCUCGGUGAUACGGUUCCGAAUGUCAUUGUGACAGACAAAGAAGGUGGUCUGCUUGCUUCUAUGCCCCUGGUCUUCCCUCUCCCACAUACUGUCCACCUACUAUGUUUAUGGCACGUCAACAACUGUGUGAAGCAAAAGUUUGAGCAAUUACUGGGUGGAAUUUCAAGAAGAGAGGUAGCAGAAGCGGUAUGGAAGAAAUAUUUCGACAAAGCUGCAUGGAGUUGGACUCAGGAGGGUUUUCUUCAAAAGAUUAAUCAGUUUGAGAGGGUCUGGACACAGAAGAACAUAAAAAUGGUUGACUACGUGCGAGGUGAGUGGUUGCCUUGUCAGACAAUGUGGGCAAAGUGCUACACGAACCAUGUGUUUCAUCUUGGUAACACGAGCUCGAAUAGAGUUGAGUCAUCUCACUCUUCAUUCAAGAGUUUCCUUGUGUCUGGUAGAGGAGCGAUUGACACUUGUUUUGCGAAGAACCACAACUACAUGGAACAUCAGUUUCUAGAAGUGGUGAAUGAGCUGCACAAGUCACUUAACCGCAAUCUGAGUAGGGCAAUUGAGCCUCCGUGCACGUUUUUGAGGAGGGUCGUUAGUUGUGAGGCGAUCAAACUGAUGUUAGAUGGGGCGGCGGAGUUGAAGGACCGUUGUGCGUGUCAUUUUCAGAUGACACAUGGGCUCAAGUGUGCUUGCCAGGUUGUUCAAGCUAAGGAAGAAGGACGUCAAUUCUAUGCUCAAGAGUUGCAUGUAUUUUGGCGGACUUUGGAUUAUAAAAACCCCCCACGUCAACAACAAGUCAAUGAUGAAAUUGAGCUUCAACGAGAACACUUUAGGCGUCUUACUGUUGAGGUGGAAGAAAGAGGUCCUGAAGCAGUGAGACAAGCAAGAGAU